AUGGGGGGAGAUAACGCACUGGACAGGGAGAGCGACGGAGCUGGUGUGAUUAUAACGGCUGAAGACGGUGCAUUAGAAGGAGCUGGAGUGACUAUAACAGGAGGUGCAUUGGAUGGGGCAGGAGCUGAAGGCUAUCAGACAAUCAUAGGCUUCCCCCAUUCUAUUGUGUAUCCGGGAAAUCUCAGCAAUAGCAGCAGCACGGGUAGGUCCAUUGUGUAUCCUGGAAACCUCAGCCACAGCAGCAGCACUGGGAGCAUUGGGAGCAGCUACAGCAGGGGAGGCGGGGAGGGAGGUGGGGUAGGAAGGAGAGGGGGAGGAGGAGGUAGGGGAGGGGGAGGGGGAGGGGGAGGGGGAGGAGGAGAGCUGAGGAGUAGCAGGAGCUUCAACGAGAGAAGAGGGUUUGAAAUGGGAGGAGGAGGAGGAGGAGGAGGAGGUGGUGGUGGUGGUGGUGGUGGUGGUGGUGGUGGUGGUGGUGGUGGUGGUGGUGGUGGUGGUGGUGGUGGUGGUGGUGGUGGUGGUGGUGGUGGUGGUGGUGGUGGUGGUGGUGGUGGUGGUGGUGGUGGUGGUGGUGGUGGUGGUGGCAGUAGCAGUGGUGGUGGUGGUGGUGGUGGUGGUGGGAGUGGAAGAAUGAGGCAAGAUUGGGAUGCUUCAGGGAAGCUUCCGCCAGUGUACCCACAGCGGCCGGGGGAGCAGGAGUGUGCGUAUUACAUGAGGACGGGGAGCUGUGCGUAUGGGUCUAGAUGCCGCUUCAACCACCCUCCCAGACUGCUAGAGGUAAGAAUGUUGUUGUGA
This is a messenger RNA of Closterium sp. Naga37s-1, 792 nucleotides long. The record is from the annotation of a GenBank genome assembly. NCBI's taxonomy places the organism in Eukaryota, Viridiplantae, Streptophyta, Zygnematophyceae, Desmidiales, Closteriaceae.